Messenger RNA from Photinus pyralis (common eastern firefly), 1771 nucleotides. RefSeq lists its product as uncharacterized. NCBI's taxonomy places the organism in Eukaryota, Metazoa, Arthropoda, Insecta, Coleoptera, Lampyridae. The transcript has 3 exons. The record is from RefSeq and is a predicted model, not a curated record. The coding region runs from base 1032 to 1457 and encodes 141 amino acids.
CACCUCUUGCACCCGUGCAACUUGAUGGUGCUCUUGAGGGGGGACCUGGCAGUCGCUCGUCUCCCGACGCAGGAUGCUCAGAUCCGUACCACCAAACUGCUGAGAUGGCGGGAGAUGAUGCGACACCACGGCGGCUGCUACAGUUGGUGGCGUAAUGCUAUUAAAAGUUAAAUUACGUAUUAGUAAUGUUUGUAGUAAUGUAAUCACAAAGCUAAACAGCAACAUAUUAAACUAUUAUUAUUUACACUAUUGUUGCAACAAUUCGGUGUAUCCAUAUGUAAAGGCGUACUUCGCAGCUUUGAUCGUUCCACAAAUGAAUUUAUUGCCUUCUGCAUUAUAUAUUUAAAUUAUGAGUUCACUGGUUCACAGUUACGUUACAACUAAAUAUUUUUCAGUCGGCGCCCUGAUUAAGUCAUGUACAACGCACAAAUUUCCACUAUGAAGAGAAAGUUAGUGCUUGUUCACAAUGAGCGUAAGCAUAUAGACACACAUAGUGUAAACGUAAAACGUAAAGUUGAAACAAUAAAAAACCAAUGCACCUGUUCAGAGUGAGGUUACGUAAUUUGUAUGUAUUACGUAUACUUUGCGCGGUUACGUAAGGUAAACGUAAAGUUGAAGUUUGUUCAACUUUACGAAUUUCUUACGGAAAUAUCUAGGGAAUUUAAUUCCACAGAGUUACAUAAAUGGGGGAAUUGGUAUAACGUCUCGAACUUCGUGCAGCUGUUUCUUCAAUCAUAACCUUAUCAUAACACAUCUGUCAUCUGUGCUACUACAUAUUUACUUAAGUUGUUGUGACCGCUACAAGUACUGGAAUUGUCAAUAUGGAAAAAAUAGAUAUAGAACUAUUAAUUAAUUUAGUUAGGUUAAAAGAAUAUCUUUAUAGUAAGGGGCAUAAAUAUUACAAAGAUAUUAUUCGCAAAGAAAAUGCCUGGAAAGAAAUAGCUGCCACUGUAAAUAGUACCAUUUAAGUAUUUUUGGUUUAAUCUUUGUGAAUACCCGAAUAAGUAUUUGUAGGUGAAAACUGUGAAAAGAUGUGGAAAAGCUUACGGGAGAAAUAUACCCGAGAAAGAAAAAAAAUUACUAAUCGACCAAGCGGGAGUGGUGCAACAACCACACCGGUUUGGACCUGGUUUGGGGAUUUGCAGUUCUUGGAUGAGUGCAUCCAACAACGAAGGGUUGAUCGUAACUCAAGCAACGUAAUCACCUCUUUGAACACGUCGCUUGGUGAUUCAGUAAUCGUGGAGGAGGAGGAAGAAGUAGCAAGUGGAGAGUCAUACAGUUCUGAAUUUUGCAAUGAAGGUGUACACUAUGAAUCGGCAAAUAUAGACCUCAAUGAAACUCUUCGUAAUACAGAAAGUGUAGAAUCUCUAUUGCCUAACGCAGGCACCACAUCAUCUUCAAAAAUUUCUGAAGCAUGCAGUAAAGAGAAGAAUGUAAUUCAUGUUUUAUUGGUUUAGACCAUAUGAAUGAGAGAAGAAAGCGUAAAAGAACAGAACCUCUACAAAAAAAAGAUGUGGAUACAAAAAUAUUGGAAACCUUAGAAACCAUUAAUGUGCAAUAUUCAGGAGAACAGGCGUUUGGAAAUCUCGUUGCACUUGAACUCAACCAAAUUGCAGAUAAGGCUAAAAGAAAUCAAAUAAAAGGGCAAAUUAUGAAUUUAAUUUUUAAUUCAUAAGCAUGUUUAUUUAUAAGUAGACAUAGUUUAAAGUGAACAUAGUUUUUGUUGUAAGAAUGUGCAAUGACAUUAAAUUUAUUAUGUUCUUUUAACAUA